Toxorhynchites rutilus septentrionalis is the source of this 1076-nucleotide messenger RNA. RefSeq lists its product as uncharacterized. The transcript is spliced from 6 exons. NCBI's taxonomy places the organism in Eukaryota, Metazoa, Arthropoda, Insecta, Diptera, Culicidae. Bases 422 to 880 code for a protein of 152 amino acids. The record is from RefSeq and is a predicted model, not a curated record.
ACAAUUGAAAGCAAACACCAUCGCCUGCCAACGUUUGUUUUCAAACGCGCUCAGCCGCACCGCAAAUGAACGUUUGAGCCGAAAUCGUCACGGACACUCUCGUUUGAAUCAUCCUCUCAGUUCGAACACAGAAAGCAACAAACAGCAAGCAGACACAAGCAAGAGCAGUGUGAGCCAAUCAAGUUCAUUCUUGACAUUUCGAAACUCAGCCAGCUUAUUCGGAAUUGGCGUUUAGUGCAAAACAGUCGAUUAAAAUGUGCAGAUCGGUACGCGUUGGGUGAUUGCAGAGUGCGCUAUUUCAUAUUUAUAUUGGUUUAGAGCGCACUUGUGCGACCAAAAGUGUGUUGGUGGUGUUGUCAGCUGUGCGAAGCGGUGAACGAACAAAACAAAACACCGGAGAUUUGUCGGGAACUUAUACGAAAUGAUAGCAAACAAAAACUAUAAGUUUCUCUCGUACCUCUUCGGAUGUUUCCACAUUUUCAUCAUCUUGACAAUAUUGAGCCAAGGCGCCGUUGAAAUCGUAACAAACUGGAAAGCAGCCAUAUAUAUCGUCAUACCAUGUGCCGUGAAUGUUCUAUUUGCAUUAUCUUGGAUGAUAGGAGCGGGUCUGCAAAGACCUGCGAUGAUCAGAUGGUUCCAAUAUUUCUGUGGUGUACAACUGGUAGUGAUAGCCGCCCUCACAAUGUGGUACGCCAUACGAUGUUAUACGAACGCAGAGGAACCUCGAAUACAUCUCAUGACAUUCGUCGUAUUGUCGCUAUUUCUGCACUCAACCAUCGAACUGAUAGUGGCAAUCGGAGCACACCGCGCGGUUGUUCAGGAGCAAUCGCGAACCCGAAUGCAAGCCUACGGAAUGCCCGCGUUGACUGAAGACUACUAGAAGUGACCUUAGCAUGCGCUAUAUGCUAUAUUAUGUAAAUAAUAGUUGUUGCUUACGGCCGAAACAGGUCAGCUUCGACGAAGAACCGAUUACCCAAAGUGCUAUUAGAAGAACUGAACUGUGACAAGCUUUAAACCGAUUUAUUUUUGACUGCUAUUAAAUGUGAAAAACUGUGCUCAAGUUAGAAAAAUGGAAA